Messenger RNA from Owenia fusiformis, 1101 nucleotides. Lineage: Eukaryota; Metazoa; Annelida; Polychaeta; Sabellida; Oweniidae. The record is from the annotation of a GenBank genome assembly.
GGACUGUACUUACCCCCCAAAAAUCAAAGUCAAACACUUGAAAGACUUUGUCAAGAUGUUAGACAGUGAGGAUAAUUGUAAGGUCUACUAUCCUUUGAAGGUUGCUGCUGAGAAUCGGUUGUAUGUCAUCAUCGGAUGUGACAGUGUUAUCAGUCUUGAAAUAGCUAGAGGGAGAAUGGAUGAUGAGCUAGUGUGUACUGUACAGCCCAUAAUGGAUUACAAUGAUUUCAUGAACAACACCCUUGGUCUGGAUGUUCCUGAGGGUUUCUUCCAUCCACAUGUUGACCUAAAAUGUGAACCCUUGUUUGGAAUUUUACGAACUAUCAAUUAUCCUGUAGGUACUAAAUAUGAAGACAUCUUGGAUUCUUGGAGGGCUAGGGGUCAAAUACAUUUGAACUUAAGAGUUGUUCAAGAAAACCCCAUUAAUAGUGAAGUAUUUCACUAUGUGGGAGAGACAAAGACUCUUGUUUUGCGUGUGUGGGAUUCCCCUGAGGAACUUGAUAAAGUCCUAUUUAUGAGCAAUUGGGGACUUAUACAUGACAUCACUGCUGGGAUCAACCACGAGACACAAGCAUUGAUCCACUUGGACUGUCUUUGUAACAAUUAUGACUAAUACAAAUAAAAAUGUAUAUUCACAUUUUGAACAAACUUUAAGAUGGAUCUAUUGAGGAUUUUGUAUACAGUGAGUGCAUUGGUAUAAUGAAGAAGGGGACUCAUGGGUAAUAUAAAACAGUAGGGUUAGAAAAAUCAUACAAGAGUUUAAUACAUUGUAUAUUAGAAAAUAUAUAUUAUGAUUUAGCAUACAUAUAAACAGAUUAAAUUACAUCACUUUCCAUGAGUGCAGUAAAACUAACACUUCUUUCAAUCCAAAAACCACACAAUUUUUGAGAUAUUUGAUUUAAACCAUUAUAAUAUAUGUUAUAAAGUAGUUUUUAAGCGUUUUAAUUUUAUUAUUAUUUUGGCUUUCGAGUUUGGAAAAUGUAUUGCAUUUUAUAUAUCUGCUUCAAUCUGGAAUAAAUCAUAUGUAAUUUAAAUCAUUCUUGAGUUAAUCUUUAUCCUGCCAAAUGAAGUUUGUGUAAGGAUAUAGAGAAGCCAUCUGUC